AUGGCUUUUUUCAUCAUCCUGUGUAUUUGCCUUUCUUGUUUGAGUCUUUUCUUACUAUGGAAUCAACACCAUGACAAAGGGAAGCUUCCACCUGGACCCAGUCCUUUACCAGUUGUUGGAAAUAUUUUGCAAGUGGAUAUUAAAAAUAUUAUCAAGUCUCUGAACAUGUUAGCAAAAGAGUACGGCCCAGUGUUCACUGUGUAUCUGGGCAUGAAGCCCACUGUGGUGCUGCAUGGAUAUGAAGCAUUGAAGGAAGCUCUGAUUGACAGAGGAGAUGAGUUUUCUGGCAAAAUGCAGUCACCAUUACUCAACAAAGAAAGCCAAGGGUUAGGACUAAUUUUUAGCAAUGGAGAAAUAUGGGAGCAAACACGGCGUUUUUCCCUCAUGAUCUUAAGGUCUUUGGGGAUGGGAAAGAAAACUAUUGAAGACCGAAUUCAGGAGGAAGCCCUUUGCCUGGUAGAAGCAUUGAGAAAAACCAAUUGGUCUCCCUGUGACCCUAACUUUCUUCUGGCUUGUGUCCCCUGCAAUGUGAUCUCUGCUGUCAUUUUCCAGCAUCGUUUUGACUAUAAUGAUGAGACAUUCAUAGGCUUCAUGAAGAAUUUUCAAAGAAUUAUUGAAAUUUUAACAUCUCCUUGGAUCCAGCUCUGCAGUGCCUAUCCUGCUUUAUACUGUCUCCCAGGAAGCCAUAAUGAAUACUUUAAAAUUUUGACUGAAAUAAAAGUGUUCAUUUUGAAGGAAAUAAAAAGGCAUCAAGAAUCUCUGAACCUCAGUAACCCUCAGGACUUUAUUGACUAUUUCCUGAUUAAAAUGGAAAAGGAAAAACACAAUAAAAGGUCUGAAUAUAGCAUGGAUAACAUGAUCGCCACCAUAUCUGAUCUUUUUCAUGCGGGAACAGAGACAACAAGUUCCACAAUGAAAUAUGGGCUUUUUCUUCUGCUGAAGCACCCAGAGGUCACAGCUAAAGUUCAGGAAGAAAUUGCACAUGUGAUUGGCAGCCACCGGAGCCCCUGCAUGAAGGACAGGAGUCACAUGCCCUACACAGAAGCCGUGCUGCAUGAGAUCCAGAGACACAUUGAUCUUAUUCCUAUUCCUUUGCCUCGGAAAACAACACAGGAUGUGGAGUUCAGAGGAUAUCGCAUUCCCAAGGACACAAAUGUAAUGAUAUGUCUGACUUCUGUCCUGAAUGAUAAAAAAGAGUUUCCCCACCCUGAGAAGUUUGACCCUGGUCAUUUUCUGGAUGAAAGAGGCAAUUUCAAGAAGAGUGACUACUUUAUGGCUUUCUCAGCAGGCAAAAGAGCCUGUAUUGGAGAAGGUCUGGCUCGCAUGGAGAUGUUUUUAAUUUUGACCAACAUUUUACAGCAUUUUACUUUAAAACCUCUGGUCAAUCCAGAGGACAUUGACACCACCCCAGUUCAAUCUGGUCUACUGUCUUUGCCUCCAUCCUAUGAGAUCUGCUUCAUUCCAAUCUAA
Molecule: messenger RNA, 1470 nt
Organism: Apodemus sylvaticus (European woodmouse)
Lineage: Eukaryota; Metazoa; Chordata; Mammalia; Rodentia; Muridae
Product: cytochrome P450 2C70-like
Exons: 9
Coding region: 1-1470 (489 amino acids)
Biological process (GO): xenobiotic metabolic process
Cellular component (GO): cytoplasm; intracellular membrane-bounded organelle
Molecular function (GO): oxidoreductase activity, acting on paired donors, with incorporation or reduction of molecular oxygen, reduced flavin or flavoprotein as one donor, and incorporation of one atom of oxygen; heme binding; iron ion binding
Source: RefSeq, a predicted model, not a curated record